Messenger RNA from Oncorhynchus keta (chum salmon), 1931 nucleotides. Its product is annotated as chemokine-like factor. Gene Ontology annotation, cellular component: membrane. The transcript has 4 exons. NCBI's taxonomy places the organism in Eukaryota, Metazoa, Chordata, Actinopteri, Salmoniformes, Salmonidae. The record is from RefSeq and is a predicted model, not a curated record. Bases 270 to 689 code for a protein of 139 amino acids.
CCUACAUGAGAAAGUCAAUCAAAUAUUUUCUGAUUGUAAUAUUCUAUACAGAUUGAUUGACAUUUUCAGAUCAUGGUUAGUUUGUUUAGUGGCAUGCAAGCAGUAUGAUACGGCCUAGUAUGUUUAGAAGUGAUUGCAACGAACUGUAAUUUCCUGCAACUGAAAGGAAAUAGCUUCUUCAGGAAACACAGACUCAGAGCUGGUUCUUUUGCAACGUAACAUGACAGGCGACUGUUCCAAAACAACCAGUAACAUACCUUCAUUUACCCAUGGAGGUUGAUACUGCUUUUCUCAGAUCCUUGAGGGGUGUCAUUAAAUUAGUAGAGAUGGGGACUAUGUUUGUAGCAUGUGUGUGUUUUGCUGUAACAUCCAGGCCCAAAUACAUUGCAGCUACAUGCAUGGAGUUUGUGAUCACAUUCUCCCUGCUUCUGCUGUACACGCUGAAGUUGAACAAGAAGCUGACUCUGUUCUUCUGGCCUCUCGUUGAUUUGUUCAACUCACUGUUUGCAGCAGUCUUCAUACUUAUCCUGAGUCUGAUAGCAGUGUCCACUUACACAGUGACAGGGACCCUGGGUGGAGGGAUAGUGGGUUUCAUAGCAACAGGCCUGUGGUGUGUGGAUGGUUGCAUGCUUUUCAAGAGGGUCACAUUCAAUCAACUAAGAACAGCAGCAACUGGCACUGUGAAGUGAAGACACCACAAUUGUCUCUUCAGAUACUCACUCUCAGAGUUCCUCUGUCCAGUGUCUGUGUUCUUUCGCCCAUCUUAAUUAUUUUUGUGCACCGGGGCCUCCCACCCCUCUUUCUACUCUGGUUAGGGCCAGUUUGCGCUGUUCUGUGAAGGGAGUAGUACGCAUCUUCAGUUUCUUGGCAAUUUCUCGCAUGGAAUAGUAGGCUUCAUUUCUCAGAACAAGAAUAGACUGACGAGUUUCAGAAGAAAGUUAUUUGUUUCUGGCCAUUUUGAGCCUGUAAUCGAACUCACAAAUGCUGAUGCUCCAGAUACUCAACUAGUCUAAAGAAGGCCAGUUUUAUUGCUUAUUUAAUCAGAACAACAGUUUUCAGCUGUGCUAACAUACUUGCAAAAGUGUUUUCUAAUGAUCAAUUAGCCUUUUAAAAUUAUAAACUAACACAACAUGCCAUUGGAACACAGGAGUGAUGGUUGCUGAUAAUGGGCCCCUGUACGUCUAUGUAGAUAUUCCAUUAAAAAUCAGCCGUUUCCAGCUACAAUAGUCAUGUACAACAUUAACAAUGUCCACACUGUAUUUCUGAUCAAUUUUGUUAUUUUAAUGAACAAAACAUGUGCUUUUCUUUCAAAAACAAGGACAUUUCUAUGUGACACCAAACUUCUGAAAGGUAGUGCAUGUGUAGGUUUAAAGGGGCAAUCAGCAGUUCAAACAAUAACAAAGCUUGGCCCUGGCCCAUUUUGGUAAAAACCUGAAGGAUAUGGGGCUGGAUAAAUGUAACCACUCUCAAAUUCAUAGACAGAGCUAUGUAUGCAAGGACUGACCAUCAAUGAUAUCAACAUUGUAGUUUUAACCAUGUUUCGAGGCUAUAUAGUGUUUGUUUACACUUAAUAUGUUUACAAUUAUUGGAGUAAAACAAGCUUAUAUUUUGUGUUCUGAUGGGGUAUGGCAGUAGAACUAAGCUCAUGAGGCAUUUAUAUGAGUACAUAUAUCAUUAAUUUCUAAAUCCAAAAAUUGAUAUAUCAACUGCAGAUGGCCCAUUUGUUUCUAUAGCCUAAUCAAUGCAAUAACACAAAUAUCAUGUAUAAAAAAUAAAUACACCUUUGAAACCUAGGCCUGUAUCAUGUUUUAAACAAUGUCAGAUUACAUGUAGGCCGAGUCUAUUUCUACUUUAUUCUUCUUUAUUUUUUAUAUUUUUUAUUUUUUUAUUCUUAAGUAAUGUUUCUAUUGCAUUUUGAGUUGUUUAUGACG